ACCACAGAAGGUUUUCCCGUAGUGACGACGACGUAUAUGAGAAAACUUCAUUCUUAUGUGCCAGUAGAACAAUAAUAACACAAAAAUGUCGUACUAUUAGUGUGAAUCUGCCAACUAACUAGUCAUAUAUAAUUAAAGUAAUAAACAAACUAAAUUAUUAAGUUAUGUGUGUGCUAAAAAUGUUCAUGUUUAUUUUUAGUUUUAUAUUUAUUGCCAUAUCACCAGCAGUAAGUUCGGUAGUGAAGCACGCGACACACUCAUGCAGUGUCGACGAGUUCUCCUGUGCAGACAGCUCGUGCAUCAGUCUGUCCUCUAUUUGUGACGGAGCUAGGGACUGUGAUGAUGGCAGCGAUGAAGCUCACUGCUCUCCUGGAAGUAAUUUGGGUAGCUUGACUGAAGAUGUGGUGCUACAUAGAGAUAGAAGACAAGCAUCACAGUGUCGACGAAACCAAUGGCAAUGUCGAGAUGGCAGCUGUAUCUCGUUUGAUGGGAAGUGCGAUGGCAUGGUGGACUGUCCUGACAAGAGUGAUGAGACCCACGCCUUAUGCAGGAAGACCAGAUGUCAACCCAACUGGUUUCGUUGUACGUACGGCGCUUGCGUGGAUGGGACGGCGCCGUGUAAUGGUAUCGUAGAAUGCGCCGACCAGUCCGAUGAGUUGCUGCCAAGAUGUCGGAAUGAGACUGAAGAGUCGCAGAACCGAUUUCGGUGUGCAGACGGCAGUUUCAUCUCGGCCGCGGACCACUGUGAUGGGACUCCAAACUGUCCAGACGGCUCGGACGAGACUGUCCGGGCGUGUUCGGACAAGACUUGCCCGGGUUAUUUGUUCCAAUGUGCUUAUGGAGCCUGCGUUGAUCAGGGAUCUGAUUGCAAUGGGGUAAAUGAAUGCGCAGAUGGUUCUGAUGAAUCAGACGAGCUUUGCAAUCGGAUGCUUCCAGGGACAACUACUUCUAAGCCACCACCAGUCGCAACGGGUAACUGUGUCUUCCCACCACAGCCGGAACACGGCAAUUUCGUAUCUAAUGUACCGAAUGCAGCGCCUGGGCAAAGAUUCUCCGUGCUACAACUCAAUGUCACUUGCCGUAGAGGAUACGGUCCUAUUGGGCCUGACAGCGUGUUUUGUUAUGAAGGCAUCUGGUCUGAUGCUAUUCCUCAAUGCGUUCGUUUAUGCAAAGUGGUCGUCCAUCCAUCAGUGACAUACCGCUGCCUCGUCGCCUCCGAUGGUGUUAAAGGCUCAAGAAACUGCAACAAAUAUGAACCAAAUGGAACAGUCAUCAGCCCAGAAUGCAACAGCCCAAACUAUUACUCGGCGAAUCCUCUCUCCAACAUGAGAUGCAUCGAUGGCAGCUGGAACCACGUGGCUACUUGUUCACCAGAAUGUGGGCGUGUAACUCCAGAUGGAAUAGAUCUGAUCAUAGACGGCAGGAAUGCCAAGAGAGGCGAGCUGCCAUGGCACGUCGGCAUCUAUAGGAAGACCAGAGAUCCUUACGAACAAAUCUGUGGAGGUUCUCUCGUCUCCAACACUCUUGUUAUAUCAGCUGCCCAUUGUUUUUGGAGUGACGCGAACCAAGUGUUGCCAGCUGCCAAUUAUGCUGUUGCCGCUGGUAAAAUUUAUAGACCCUGGAACAACCCCAGAGAUGUGGGGGCUCAGAAGUCCAAUGUCUCAGAAAUAAGGAUCCCGCAGCGUUUUCAAGGCAAUCAGGCUAACUUUCAAGAUGAUAUAGCUCUCCUCGUAUUAGAAACUGCGUUCGUGUACGCUACGUACAUCAGACCCGUUUGUCUGAAUUUCGACAUCAAUUUUGACAGAGCUCAGUUGCAACCAGGAGUAAUGGGCAAGGUGGCUGGGUGGGGUUUGACAGCUGCAAAUGGGACAGCUUCUCCAAUCCUGAAAGUGGUUGAGUUGCCCUAUGUCGACAUCUCAAUAUGCAUCAACGCUUCACCCGUGAACUUCAGAGAGUAUAUCACCAGUGACAAGAUUUGCGCUGGUUAUGGAAAUGGUACGGCGUUGUGUCGAGGCGACAGCGGCGGCGGCCUUGCCUUUCCCGAGAGAGAACGAGGCAACGACCGUUACUACCUACGAGGCAUAGUUUCAACUGCAGCUAGUAAUGAUGACGCCUGCAAUGCUCACACGCUCACUACAUUCACACAGAUAAUCAAACAUGAGCAUUUUAUCAAGGAGUCUUUGUAGAUUACAGAAUGACAUGUCUUGACGUUGACGUAAGCUCAAUUUGUCAAAUCGCAGCGAAGUUUUAAACAACCUAUAGAAAUUACUCGUUAAAAUCAAGCUCAGAAUAUUUAUUUGCUUGUUAUAAUGUAUAGCAGAUAUUCUAAUCUCAACGUCUCCCGAGCCUUUCCCCAACUAUGUUGGGGUCGGCUUCCAGUCUAACUGGAUGCAGUUGAGUACAAGGAGCGACUGCCUAUCUGACCUCCUCAACCCAGUUACCCGGGUAACCCAAUACCAUGGUUAGACUGGUGUCAGACUUACCUACUUGCUUCUGAAUAGUCGUAACGACUGCCAAGUAUGUUGUUUAGAAACUUCUUUGCUCCGGUUUGGCAGAGCCUUGCUUAAAGUUUAUGUAUGAAUUGAUCUGGCAAAAAGUAUUGUAAAGUCAAUUUCGCGAAAAAAGUCUCGCAGACGCAGCGCUAGUGUCUGUGCGAUAUCUCAGUAAAUACGUACAAAAUAACAGUUCCACAAUUUUCCGCGGGACUUCUUUCGUGAAUAAGACUUUAAGUUGAAUGAAAUCACGUUGAAAUUAACGCAGAAGCCGAAUUUUAAGUCUGAUAAUUGUAACAGUAAAAUAAAAAGGAAUUUUUUUUUAAAGUUUAUAUUUUAAAUGAAUCUGUCAUCACUGUAUUUCGCUGUGAAUUAAGUGUUGUUAAACGAAACAUUCCCAAAAGCAUUUAAAGCUAAAAAAAGACUGCUUGAUUGCUCUGUCCCUAAUAUUAAAAUCAUACACCUAUUAUAGGUAGGUAAUUAUCCAAAAAAAAAAAGAAUCUCUAGCAUCAAAGUCUGGAUUUUUUCUGGAUUUGUUUUCAAAAAGGAUUAAUAGAUUGGUUCAAAUCAUGUAGUAACUAAAGAUGAGCGGAGAUGCUAUAACGCAUGUAGGUCAGGCGCCUUCUUUUAGGUCAAAUUCGUACGGUGGGCAUGACCAAAACGAUCAGUUUCGAGUGCCCUAACGUGCUGACAACAAUUUUUGGUAUUACAAAAAUGGUCAGGACCAAAAAAGGCGUAUACAAAGGUGAAAACAAUAACUUUCCUCGUCCCCCACCCCCGCAUUUUCGUAGGCGAUUUUCCGUUACGGCAUCUCCGCUAGUCAUUUUGUUUUUCAUGGUCAAUGGCUGCUAGAAAGAGCAGCAACUCAAUAGAAAUGUUACCUAAAUGUGAUAUAUGUACGUAAUUUGUAUGUUUUCAUUGUGCUUAAAUGAUUUUAGAAAAUUGAUUUAUUCUUUGUUAUAUGUAAAAAACUAUUCUAAAUGCCAUUAGGUUUGGUGAGAAAGACGUACUUAUAAAAUAUCUAAAUGACAAUAAAUUAAAGGUUGUGAUGACGUAAGUAUAGUUGUUUGAACUUAUUGUAAUAAUUACUUUUAUACAUUCUAUAAUGAAAUCA
Helicoverpa zea (corn earworm) is the source of this 3606-nucleotide messenger RNA. RefSeq names its product modular serine protease-like. Gene Ontology annotation, cellular component: plasma membrane. Gene Ontology annotation, molecular function: serine-type endopeptidase activity; protein binding. The transcript has 15 exons. NCBI's taxonomy places the organism in Eukaryota, Metazoa, Arthropoda, Insecta, Lepidoptera, Noctuidae. Bases 165 to 2186 code for a protein of 673 amino acids. Gene Ontology annotation, biological process: proteolysis. The record is from RefSeq and is a predicted model, not a curated record.